CUGUAAGACUAGGAUAGAGAACCUCUGGUCUAUCUGGGAUGGCUUGUGAGUCUCUGUGUAGUCUGUGUCUGAAGAAGACAGCGUACCCCUUUCCAGAAAUCAAAAUCAGAACUGGAAGGGAUUCCAACGACUUAAACUGAAGUUUAAAGGGAUUGUGAGUUACACAACGUUGCAGGGUUCGAACUGUAAUUCAAAUUCAAGUCUGCCCAUCCCACCAUUGAGUUCACCUCUACACCACAAUUAGAUGGGGCCUUCUUUUUCUUCUUCUUGGAAUCGUCUAUCUUUGGUCGAAGAUAUGCAUCUCCUACUUAGGAGCUCUUGGGAUCGACUCGGGGUAAUAAGAACAGGGGGCUGAGGUCAUUUUCUAAGGAGCUCUGUAUAAGGCUGGUGCAACAGCACUGGUUAAAACUUAGCCUAGUCUUACAUUUAACUGCCUUCUGGUCUGGAUACCAUGAGUUCUCUUCCUUUUCCUGUGGGAUCUUGGAAGUGAUUACACUUCUCUUUCCUUCUUCCUUCCUCCCUUCUCCCCGCUCCAGUCCUUCCCUGCCUUUCUCACACACACUCCUCUUCUUCGCAUGUCCACUCCUUGCCCCAAACUUCAGAUUUUUCAUCUGUAAAUUGCGAAAAGGUAGUUUGUCUCUAAGGUCCCCCUUUCAGUUUUAAAUCGUAUAACUUCUUGAAGCAGCCAUUAGCUAGGAACCCACAACCAAGGCGGGGGUGACUAGACGCUUCACCUGGCGGGAUCAUGGGACCUUAAUCCGAAACUCCAUUGGCUUGGGUACGUCUGGACUGUGCCUGCCGGUCUCGGGGGCGGGUAGUAGAGGAGGUGGCGCAAGGACCAGCCCCAGCUCCCGGGCGAGUUCCAAAGGAGGCGGGGCGAGGAGCGCUGGACGUUCGAAGGGGGCGGAGUCCUGCUGUCUGUGUUUGUUGCGCCGUGUCAGUUACUUUGUAACAAAAGUGCUGCCGCCGCCACAGCCGUGGAUCCGCACCCCAGGCCCUAGGUUCGACUCCCCGCCUGCAGGCAGCUGUGGUAGCGAUGGAGCAGGGUGCCAGUAGCAUCCAGGUUUUACUGCAAGCAGCUGAGUACUUGGAUCGGAGGGAACGCGAGGCAGAGCACGGCUAUGCUUCCUUGUGUCCUUCUCACAACUUGGGCCCAGUAAAUCGCGGAAGGAGGAGACCCAAGGCCCCUAGGGACAGUUUAAGAUCCGUGCACAGCGAACUGGAGAAACACAGGAGGGCCCAAUUGAGGCGAUGUUUGGAGCAGUUGAAACAACAGAUGCCCCUAAGCACAGACUGUGCCCGAUACACCACCCUGAGCCUGCUUCGCCGGGCUCGGCUUCAUAUUCAGAAGUUGGAAGAACAGGAGCAGCGGGCACGAAGGCUCAAGGAUAGGCUCCGAAGCGAACAGCGAAGCUUGCGCCAGCGGCUAGAACAGCUCCGGGGAUCGGCUGGGGAGCGGGAGCGUCUUCGAGUAGAUAGCCUGGACUCCUCUGGUCUCUCUUCAGAGCGCUCCGAUACUGACCAAGAGGAGCUGGAGGUGGAUGUGGAAAGCUUAGUGUUUGGGGGUGGUGCUGAGCUGCUUCGAGGCUUCAGCACAGGCCAGGAGCACAGCUACUCUCAUAGUGGUACUGCUUGGCUAUGACCCCUGCUGCCCAGCCUGCCAGAGAAGCUGUCACAGACCUGGCCAUGGUUGACUAAAAUGGGCUCCACCUUGCAUCCUCAUACUGGGCAUUUCUGCAAAGAAGAAAAUCGUUGGACUGCAGAGACUGCUGCUGGCUCCCGGAGCCAUUUUUUAACUAGCCUCAGUUCUACCCCUUCUCUUAUGUGGGCACAGACUGAAGCUUACUCUGUUUUGUGGAGGGAAACAGGAGUGAGCCAGAGCCCUAAUAUGGAAUUAAGCAGGCAAUGCCACUUUCCCUUUCAGGGGUUAUGGGAGGCAAAGGAGUUGACAUGGAGACAGUCUAUUGAACCCUGCCUAGACCCGUUUUCUUUUUGUACAUAUAUAUUUUUUUACAGCAUUGAUUUUUGUUCCUUUCAGGGCUGGGAUGCAAAUAUUGUGCUAAGCUGGUUUGGUGCCUGGCACCCAAGGGACCAGUAGCAUAAAAGUGGGAAAGAGCUGUAUUCACUCUGGCUCUGGCUCCACAGACACCAUACAGUAUUUUCAGUAAAAAAAACUUUUUCUUAA
This is a messenger RNA of Antechinus flavipes (yellow-footed antechinus), 2185 nucleotides long. RefSeq names its product MAX dimerization protein 3 (gene MXD3). Lineage: Eukaryota; Metazoa; Chordata; Mammalia; Dasyuromorphia; Dasyuridae. The record is from RefSeq and is a predicted model, not a curated record. Gene Ontology annotation, molecular function: protein dimerization activity; DNA-binding transcription factor activity, RNA polymerase II-specific; RNA polymerase II cis-regulatory region sequence-specific DNA binding. The transcript is spliced from 6 exons. Gene Ontology annotation, biological process: regulation of transcription by RNA polymerase II. The coding region runs from base 1037 to 1642 and encodes 201 amino acids.